Messenger RNA from Chinchilla lanigera (long-tailed chinchilla), 1141 nucleotides. It is a transcript of the gene Exosc7, whose product is annotated as exosome component 7. The record is from RefSeq and is a predicted model, not a curated record. Gene Ontology annotation, biological process: TRAMP-dependent tRNA surveillance pathway; nuclear polyadenylation-dependent mRNA catabolic process; U5 snRNA 3'-end processing. Gene Ontology annotation, cellular component: cytoplasmic exosome (RNase complex); nuclear exosome (RNase complex). The transcript is spliced from 8 exons. NCBI's taxonomy places the organism in Eukaryota, Metazoa, Chordata, Mammalia, Rodentia, Chinchillidae. The coding region runs from base 25 to 900 and encodes 291 amino acids.
CGUAUACGCGGCCGGGCCCGCAGCAUGGCGUCUGUGUCGCUGAGCGAGGCGGAGAAGGUGUACAUCAUGCACGGCGUCCAGGAAGACCUCCGCGUGGACGGCCGUGGCUGUGAGGACUACCGGUGCGUGGAAGUGGAAACCGACGUGGUGUCCAACACCAGCGGCUCUGCCAGGGUCAGGCUGGGCCACACAGACAUCCUGGUAGGGGUGAAAGCAGAAAUGGGGACGCCGAGGCUGGAGAGGCCCGACGAAGGCUACCUGGAGUUCUUCGUUGACUGCUCAGCCAAUGCUACCCCGGAAUUCGAGGGCCGCGGAGGGGACGACCUCGGCAUGGAGAUCGCCAGCACCCUCUGCCGGAUAUUCAACAACAGGAGCAGCGUGGACCUGAAGUCCCUGUGCAUCAGCCCCCGGGAGCACUGCUGGGUCCUCUACGUGGAUGUGCUGCUGCUGGAGUGUGGUGGAAACUUGUUCGACGCCAUCUCCAUCGCUGUGAAGGCCGCGCUCUUCAACACGAGGAUCCCGAAGGUCCGUGUCCUGGAGGACGAGGAGGGCUCGGAGGACAUCGAGCUGUCCGAUGACCCGUACGACUGCAUGCAGCUCAGCGUGGAGAACGUGCCCUGCAUCGUCACCCUGUGCAAGAUUGGCUGCCGGCACGUGGUGGACGCCACCCUCCAGGAGGAGGCCUGCUCCCUGGCCAGCCUGCUGGUGUCGGUCACCAGCAAAGGGGUGGUGACCUGCAUGAGGAAGGUGGGGAAGGGCAGCCUGGACCCCGAGAGCAUCUUCGAGAUGAUGGAGACCGGCAAGCGCGUGGGCAAGGUGCUGCACACCUCACUGCAGGACGUUCUGCGCAAGGAGGAGAGCCUGGGGCCCGAGAGGCCGAAGGUGGGGUUCCUGGGGUGACCGGCACGCCCCUCUGGUGGUGGACUCUGUGUUCCUGUUCGCUUUGCCCCGGAGGCAGGGUCCUGAGAUGCGCUGUCCAGGCUGGUCUCGAGCUCCCGGACUCCUGCCUGUCUCCCCAGUCAGUCGCUGGUGCAAGAAGCUCGCACCACCGCACCCCACUUCCCUCUUCCUUGUGAACUGCUUUGUAUAUAUAUUUUCUGGCCUGUGAAUGUAAAAUUAAAGUCUAUUUUCCGGCCUGCUG